Molecule: messenger RNA, 1008 nt
Organism: Psilocybe cubensis
Lineage: Eukaryota; Fungi; Basidiomycota; Agaricomycetes; Agaricales; Agrocybaceae
Exons: 6
Coding region: 1-1008 (335 amino acids)
Source: RefSeq, a predicted model, not a curated record
AUGUCGCUCCCCUCCGCCUCCGUUCAAUUGUCUGAGAUACGCUCCUCUACCAACUCUUCCAUAAUAUUCACCUUUUUGAUGGGAAGCUAUGCUGUUGUAUACAUACAUACGUUUCACCUUUAUUUAAUACGGAAACAGGCUCCACAGCGGUUAAUUGUUCUGGGAGCAAUCACCGUCCUUUUUUUAAUAGCGGCUGUUCAGUUCGUUGUUCAGUUGUACAUUGGCAAUGUCAGCCUUCCUCAAACUAACAGCAAUCUUCGCACCGCGUAUGUUGAGCUGUUUCAAAUCCCCAUAUGGACCCACGUCGCCCUUAAUGUAACGUCGUAUGCAAUGUAUAUAGUGGCAGACGGGUUGCUGAUAUGGAGAUGCUUUCAUGUAUAUGGUGGACGCUGGCGGGUCAUUGCAUUGCCAUUAUUAUUACUGAGUCUUGAAAUUGGUUUGGUUACUGCUUCAAUAGUUUACUUUUUGGUCGUCGACUCGGAUGCAACUCAAAACAAAAUUAACAUCUCAAACGAUAUUCAGUCCGCUACGUUUUUUAUGUCAUUUGCGACGAGUGUAUCAACGACAGGUCUCAUCGCAUACCAAAUAUACGCAUCCUCGCGAAAUAUCAAUGGUACUCGAAAGCGAUUCUUGCACAUCCUCGAAAUCAUAAUUCAGUCAGCAGCGGUAUACUCAGCAGUUCUCCUGGUGGCUGCAGUUUCCGGUGCCAUUCCUGACGGAGACAGCUGGCCAACUACUGCGGUAUUUGCAUUGGCAAAUUAUUCGUCUGCCUUAUUGGCCCCGGCUGCGGGUAUAGCUCCCACAGUUAUGGCAGCCCGUGUGGCUGAGGCAUCAUCUCAGGAAGAGCAUUCCCGAUCCAUAUUGCCCAAGUUGUCACAACUAGAGUUCCACAAAUCUAACGGUUCUACAAUGGGGGAGCGGAACUUCAACUCCGAGCUUUACCUGACAUUCAGUAAUCGUGACUCUAGUGGUGAAAACGGAGAUAAUGAUAAACAGGACCUGGCGUAG